Messenger RNA from Zea mays, 805 nucleotides. RefSeq names its product putative tify domain/CCT motif transcription factor family protein. Gene Ontology annotation, cellular component: nucleus. The record is from RefSeq and is marked provisional. Gene Ontology annotation, biological process: regulation of defense response; regulation of jasmonic acid mediated signaling pathway; response to wounding. Lineage: Eukaryota; Viridiplantae; Streptophyta; Magnoliopsida; Poales; Poaceae.
CUAGCACGCAACGCAACCUCCCUCAGGUGUCGGGUGCCGGCGGCCAUGCCGUCGACGGCGCCUGUAGAGCUCGACUUCCUCGGCCUCCGUCCUGCUGCUGCGGCCGCCGCCGAAGACGACCACCACCACGGCAGCAGCACCACCUCCGCCGCCGCAGCUGCCUCCUCCUCCGUCCGAGGCAUGAAGACGAGCGCGAUAGCGAGCAUCGGGGCGCACAAGCUGCGCCGCGUCAUCGCCGGCGACGAGGCGACCAAGCAGCAUCAGCAGCAGCAGGCCCCCAUGACGGUCUUCUACGGCGGCGCCGUGGCCACCUUCGACGGCGUCUCCCAGGACACGGCGGAGGCUAUAAUGAAGAUGGCGAUGGAGGUCACUGCUUCCAGCGGAGGCCGCAUCGUCCGCCGCGACGCAUUUCGUGGAAAUUUAACCAAAGACAUGCCGCUCACAAGAACCAAAUCGCUGCAGCAGUUUCUACAGAAGCGAAAGGAGAGGCUGAGUGGGCCGGGUCCUUAUCUGCCAGCAUCGGGAGGACGAAGCAGCCGCGUUGGUGCAGCGACCAUGACGUUUCAUGUGAAGGAGGAAGCAGCUUAAUAAGCCUAUAGCUACCUUACUUGGCUUGGAGUCCACUGCAGCAAGCUACUAAUUCAAAAAGGAUUCUUUGACAGUAUUUUCUUUAUUCGAUAGUAUAAUUGUAUCUACAAUUUUUUUAAAAAAAAUCCGCAGGGAUAAGUUCGUUUCACAAUUUCAUUCAUGAUUGUAGAUAAGGUUAACUCUCGAGUUGAUCAUAGCCAUAUCUAUGCUUGUUAUA